Molecule: messenger RNA, 2311 nt
Organism: Phragmites australis (common reed)
Lineage: Eukaryota; Viridiplantae; Streptophyta; Magnoliopsida; Poales; Poaceae
Exons: 8
Coding region: 161-2098 (645 amino acids)
Molecular function (GO): ubiquitin binding
Source: RefSeq, a predicted model, not a curated record
CUGCGGUCUCGCCUUCCUGCAAUCCUGCUUCACUUCUCCCCAUCCCGCGAUCAGAGGGAUACUCCAAGCCCUAAUCUUUUCCCUCUGUGCCGUCGGAGCCAGCUGUGGGGGAGUUCGGUCCUGGGGUUCUGCGUCGAUCCCUGACAUCUAGGGUUCCGAGAUGGGCGAUCACAAGGAGGUCUUCCGCUCCCUCCGAGAGCUCUUCGUCCAGGUUGAUCAUCGUAUACUGAAGGCCAUUGCCAUUGAGCACUGUAAAGAUGUUGAUAGUGCGGUAGUUGCUGUCCUUGAUGAAGUCAUGCCGUCUAUGAUUGGUUCGGCUGGAGCUUCAUCUGCUCAUCAAGAAGUCGUGCCAUCUAAGGCUGAUUCUGUUGGGAAUUUAUUUGCUAAUCACAGCACGCGUGAAGUGGGAAGUUCAUCAUCUUCUGGACAUGAUAUGCGUGUUGAUGAGGUUGAUGGAAGUGUUCAUUCUGCACAAGACUCAUCUUCUGUGGAGCUCAAAACUAGUACACAAGAAAUCGUAUACAGUGAACUACAUGUGGGAAGGCCUACAUCCAUCCAAGGGACGAAUGAACAACUAAGUUUACAUUCCUUCUCUAUUCAAAAUGAUAAUCAACAUGAUUUGAUUCCCGACCUGGAUGCGAGGUAUUCAAAUCCCAGUUCCGAAAGAAAGUUGGCUAACUCAGACAAUGAAGUUGGGUAUGGUGGAUAUUUAUCAAGUGAAUCUUUUUCUCAAUCACCGAUUGGGGAAAAGGGUGGUGACAGCAUAAUUAUUAAUAAAGCUCCACAACAUUAUAAGCAAGAUUCUAACAAGAUAAUUCCAGUUGGGGAUUGCAUUCCCCAGAACAAUUCAUUGAACUUUUUCAAUGGUUAUGCAGACAUAAAUGAUGGCGAGGAUUCCUUGCUGUCCUUGCUUUUAAGUCUUGCUUCUGACAAUGAAGUAUCUUCUGGAAUUCUGAGUACUGAAAAAGAUGCUUUUGCGCCCGUGCUGGAUGUUCCCAGUCCAGAUACAGAAGGAUCCUCUGUGGAGACUUCUGGCGUCAUAGAACAGAAGAAUACCAGCAACACUGGCACCGGCUAUAACAAGCAGCUUUCAGGGGAUAUAGUUGAGAAUGGCUUGCCUUCUAGAAUGGAUAUGCUUCCUGAUCUUAAUUUGAAUCACUUUGCUUCUACGGUUUCAACUCAUUCAAGCCAUUCUGUUUGUGUUGAGUCUCUCGAGGAUUCUAUUGCUGAUGCCAGAAGCAAUAAGAAUGAUCUGUUACCUUCUAUAGAGUUGGUUAUGAAAAUGUUAGAGGAUGCAGAGCUUCUUGAAGAAAAAGCUAAAGUAGCCAUGCAUGAGCCGCCUGUUUCUGGGACAGGCAUUCUGACAAAAGUUGAGGAGCUAAAAGAAAUGUUGACUCAUGCAAAGGAAGCAAAUGAUAUGCAUGCUGGUGAGGUUUUUGAUGAGAAAUCUAUUUUAAUGACAGAGGCACGUGAGCUUCAAUCUCGACUUCAGCGGCUGUCAGAUGAGAGGAAUAAAUAUCUGGUGGUAAUUGAAGAGAUACGCCAAACUCUUGAUGAAAGAUUGGUUGCUGCACAACAAGAAAUUGCAGCAGCUGAGAAAGAAAAGAUUGAAAAAGAGGCCGCCGCUCAGGCACUGCUUGAUGAACAAGAAAAGAUGAUGAAUUCUAUUGUUGAAGAAUCAAGAAAGUUGCAGGAAGAAGCAGAGGAGAACUUGAAAUUGAAGGAAUUCUUGGUUGAGCGGGGUCACAUUGUUGAUACGCUGCAAUGUGAGAUGGCGGUAAUAUGUGAGGAUGUCUCUCUGCUCAAGCAAGUGGUGGAUGAGCGCCUGUCAUUGAGCAAGUUGCAGCGUUCAACAAUGUUGAGCCUCUCCUCUUCGUUGCAUUCUUCGCUUCACAAGAGUGGGAGUUCCUCGGACAGGACUGUCGAAGCAGUUGAGUCUACAGAUAAGCACACAGUCGCUGAAGCUGCAAGCCCAGUGGCCAAAGAUCUGGAUGGCAGAAUCGUGGAAGUGUCAGAUGGCAACAACAGUACCGAUAAAGGCAUUUGUAAGCGACAGGUUUCCAACGACGAUGGCUGGGAAUUUCUUGAAGAUGUUUAAGAGUAGCAGGGUUGCCAGUGGAUCGUGAUGAAUAGAAAUAGAAAGUAUAAUAAUAAUGUCAAAACGUUCUAUUCACUAAUUUAGUAGAUUUCGUAUGAAUCUGGGAAUUGACGUGGAGUAGCAAGUAUCUCAGAUGAGUUUAAAUACUGCUGGAUAUGAUUGUAUUAUGGAGAUCUUAGUAUAAUUAUAUAACUAGUACGACGGAUUCCUUCA